AACAAAUGCUGAAAGUGCACUCCACUCGGCGUUUGGUUAUGAAAUGAACCAGUUGAAAUCGAAUUUCUGUAAAUAAAAUAACGCGCUCUAGGUUUUAUGAAUAACUCGUGCAAUCGGUGGAUAAAAGUGUGAGAAAAUAGACAGGUGAAUCGAGGGGUCGACGACGCCAAUCGAUCGACAGGUGAGGCGAUUAUGUGUUCAGAACUGAAAAUGUGGCGACUUGCUGUGUUCCUGGUGUUGAGCGGUGCCUGGGGUCAGGUUCCGGAUGAUCCUUACACGUCGACGAGGGCCCCCUGGGGCCGAUACGACCAGAACGAUCCCCAGGGAGUAUUCGGUUAUAGAAACCCAUACGAUAGGCAGGAUCCGUCCUACGAUCGGGAUCAGUCUCCAGGGCUUCGUGGCCCAGGCUUCACCGACAACAUCAUCUUCAAGGAGGCGACGUAUUUCGUGGUGGCCUCCAAGAUGUGUCGACCCGGUCAGAUCUACCGAUUGGCUGUGGAUGUCCUGAGGAGUUCUCUCCCCAUGACAGUUAGGGCGACGAUUCAGAGGAACGGUGUGGAGAUUGCAGCCGAUCACAAGGAGGUGAAGGAGGGCAUCCCCGAGAACCUGAUGCUGCGAAUGCCCCCCACAUCGAUUCCAGGUGACUACAAACUCCGGGUGGAGGGCCUCUACAACGGCCUCACAGGGGGUCAGGCUUUCCUCAACGAAACUCGAUUGACAUUUACCCAGAGGUCCAUGACAAUUUUCAUCCAGCUGGACAAACCCGUCUACAUGCAGGGCCAGACCGUUCGCUUCAGGGCAAUACCCAUAAACACGGAAUUAAAAGCCUUCAACGAUCCCGUUGACGUCUACAUGUUGGAUCCCCACAGGAGAAUCAUGAGGCGUUGGCUCAGCAGACAGAGUAAUCUCGGAACUGUCUCUCUGUCGUACCAAUUGUCCGAUCAACCUGUCUUCGGGGACUGGAUCAUUCAAAUUAUUGCUCAGGGACAGGUCGAGGAGAAGAUGUUCGUCGUGGAGGAGUACUAUCAGACGAGAUUCGAGGUCAAUGUCACUAUGCCAGCAUUUUUCUUCGAUACAGAUCCAUUUAUCCAUGGAAUCAUUCAGGCGAAUUACACGUCUGGUGCUCCUGUCAGGGGGAAUCUCACUCUCAAAGCCAGUUACAGACCUAUCGAUAGGUACAGGGCACAGAAUACCGUUUUUCAGGAGCAGUACUUUAAUUUUAAUGAAUAUUAUCCUGCCUGGUUCAAGACUGUCGAUCGGUAUGGGUCAUCCCCUGUUAUGAGGUUUUUCAAUGGAACUUAUAGGUUUGAAUAUCCAAUGGCCGAACUUCUGGCGUAUUCCCCCACCCUGGACGGCAUGGAGGUGACGAUAACGGCGACAGUUGGGGAGAGAUUCCUGGAUGAAGUGAUUGUGGGCUACUCCACUGCGAGAAUUUACAAUUCAAGUGUUCGAGUCCAUUUCUUCGGGGGUUCUCCCCAAGUAUUCAAGCCCGCGAUGGCCUUCGACCUGCACAUUCUAUCGUCCUUCCACGAUGGUUCGAUCCUGAGGGACUCACAGCUGCGAGGAGCCCAGAUGGAGGUGAAGGCAGACAUCGAGACAAGAAAUGGCCGUAGACAGCUCGACACCCAGUACUUGAGAGCUUCGGAUGAAAAUCCUUCCAUCUGGCAUGUGAAGAUCGACCUCAGGAAGCAACUGAAUCUCCUUGAUGAUCCCAGACGCGCCCAGCAAGAGCUCAAUGGAAUCACAGGGAUGAGGGUUUAUGCGUAUUUGAUCGACGGCGAGGGCCACAGGGCACAGGCUGAGCUCAAACUCCUGGCACACGAGUCCCCUGACCAGAAGCACAUCAAGGUCUCCACUUCCACGAAGAAUGCGAAAGUCGGAGAGUACCUGGUACUACAUGUCCAGACAAAUUUCUACAUUGAAACGUUCAAUUACCUGAUUAUGUCCAAAGGGACGAUUAUUCUCAGUGGACAGGAUAUAAUGGAGCACAACAUCAGGACCUUCUCCAUUCCGCUGGGUCCGGAAAUGGCACCAGUGGUGACAGCAGUGGUGUAUCACACGGGAAGAUACGGUGAGGUAGUUGCCGACUCCUUGACAAUCCCAGUGAAUGGCAUCUCCCGAAACAAUUUCACGGUCUUCAUAAAUAAUAAAAAAGCCCGAACGGGUGAACGCGUGGAGGUGGCGAUCUACGGUGAGCCCGGGGCAUACGUUGCUCUCUCAGGAAUCGAUCGGGCUUUUUAUUCAAUGCAAGCUGGAAACGAGCUGACAUAUGCCAACGUGAUAUCGAAGAUGGCGUACUUCGGGGAAGAAACCAAUGGUACUCACUCUCACUCCUGGGUGUUCCACGGUGGUGACCCAGACGAAGUGGUGCACUUUCCCUCUUCGACCUUCGGCGUCGACGUCAACAGAACGUUCGAGUACAUCGGCCUGUUGGUCUUCACAGACGCCUCCAUCUACAGAAAACCAGACACGUGCAACAGAACCCAGGGUUACGUCGAGUGCAUAUCAGGUGCAAUCAGGUGCUAUCGCUUCGAUAAAAAGUGCGACGGCAUCCUGGACUGCGAGGAUGGGACAGACGAAGCGAGGUGCAUCCUGGGGAACGCCACAGACCUCUCCCUUUUCAGGAAGAAUCGUUUCAACAGGAUUCAGAGGCAGUACGAGAACGUCUGGCUCUGGAAAGACAUUAAUAUCGGUCCUCAUGGCCGCCACAUCUUCAACAUCGACGUCCCCAGGCGUCCAGUUCACUGGAUGGUCACAGCCUUCAGUAUGAGCCCCAGCAGAGGCUUCGGGAUGCUCCCAAAAGCACUGGAGUACACAGGCGUUCUUCCCUUCUUCAUCAACGUGGAAAUGCCUGAAAAAAGUCGUCAGGGUGAGCAGAUCGGCGUCAGGGUAUCAGUGUUCAAUUAUAUGAAGUACAAUAUCGAAGCAACUGUCGUCCUUGAGGGAUCCAAGGACUACAAAUUCGUUCACGUCGAGGAGGAUGGCAUCGUCCAGUCGUACAACCCCAAGACCUCUUUUGGGGAUCAUCAGUUCUUCAUAUGGAUUCCUUCACAGGACGCCUCUAUUGUUUAUUUACCUAUUGUUCCUGUCAGGCUGGGGGACAUUAAAGUCAGGAUUUAUGCCACCACUAUCAUCGGGAGGGACGUGGUGGAAAAAAAUCUGCAUGUGGAGGCUGAUGGAUUGCCUCAGUACAGACAUCAAUCCAUUCUACUUGAUCUCAGUAACAGGGGAUAUCUUUUCCAGUAUAUGCAUGUCAAUAUCACUGAGACGCCAAUUAUUCCUUACUCCGAGCAAAGGUAUUACAUUUUUGGCUCCAACAAGGCUACUAUCAGUGUUGUGGGAGACGUUGUGGGGCCCAUUUUUCCCACGAUGCCUGUCAAUGCUACAAGUUUAAUGGGAUUACCCAUGGAUUGCGCUGAACAGAACAUGUUCAGUUUCGCUGCUAAUAUGUACACAACUCUACACAUGAGGCUGAUUAAUCAGAGAAACAGACACACAGAGAAGGACAGUUUUUAUCACAUGAACAUCGGAUACCAGAGGCAAUUGUCUUUCAUGAAUCCUGAUGGCUCGUUCAGUCUGUUCAGGAGUGAUUGGAAUAAUUCAUCACCCAGUGUUUGGUUGACUGCCUUCUGCGCUAGAGUUUUCCAGGAGGCGAGCUUCUAUGAGUGGGAGAAUUAUCUCUACAUCGAUCCAGAGGUGAUAGCCCAGGCAGUGGCGUGGGUACUGCGACACCAGACAGAGUACGGUUCCUUCUACGAGGUGAUGUGGUUCCCAGACAGAAAGGUGAACAGCACACUGCAGGACGACGAGGGUAUAAUCAGGAAUCGCAACAUAAGUCUGACAGCUCACGUGUUGAUAACUCUGGAGACAGUGAAGGAUUUAACCGGGGGUCUCGGUUCCCAGGUGGCUUUGAGUGCGGCGAAGGCCUCCAAAUGGCUGGAGCAAAAUUUGAAUCUCCUGGAGACGAGGGGAACGCCUUACGAGAUUGCCAUCACAGCCUACGCCCUACUCCUGUCAAAAUCAGCGUCAGCAGAGCAAGCAUUCAAUCUCCUCUCGAUUCACGCCAGAAGAGAGGGAGAUUUGACGUACUGGGGUAGAAUUCAGGUGCCCCUGCCCCCGAAUAAAAUCGAGAACAACAAGCCAUUCCUUCUGCCACGAUUACCUUACGUCUACGACUCCGAGAACAUCGAGACCACAGCCUACGCCCUCCUGGUACACGUGGCAAGGCAGGAGGUGGACAUUGAGCCCAUCGUCAAGUGGCUCAACUCCCAGAGACUCACAGAUGGCGGAUGGGCGUCCACUCAGGACACAGCCUGGGCCAUGAAAGCGUUGAUGGAUUAUACCGUCAGAUCCAGAAUAAGGGAAGUCAGUGCUCUCACAAUAACUGUCGAGGCAACUUCCCUUCCUGGACAGACGAAAAUCCUCACGAUUAACCAGAAGAACUUGGCGAAGAGGCAGGCAAUCGAGAUACCAGAGGCUUGGGGAACUGUCAAGGUCCAGGCCAAAGGUGCUGGUUAUGCCAUCCUCCAGAUGACUGUCCAGUACAAUGUCGAUCAGAAAAGAUUCCAGACUGAUCCACCUGUCAGGGCUUUUGAUCUCGUCGUUAAACCUGACUUCGUAGGGAGAAAUAAAUCUCAUAUCGUUUACAAGAGCUGUCAGAGAUGGACUAAUGUCGAGGAGUCUGCCAGGUCGGGGAUGGCAGUGCUGGACGUUACCAUUCCUACUGGGUAUAUGAUACAGCAGCAGACCCUCGACAGGUACACCAGGUCCAGGAUGGUGAGGAACUUGCAGAGGGCUCGGUUCCAGUGGAGUGAGAAAAAAGUUCUCUUCUAUUUCGAUUACCUGGACAGUGAGGAAACUUGUGUUAAUUUUACCGUUGAGAGGUGGCAUCCUGUUGCCAAUAUGUCCAUGUUUUUGCCUGUCAGGGUUUAUGAUUAUUAUUCACCCGAGAGGUUUAACGAGACUAUGUUCGAUGCUCUGCCGACGUAUAUUUUGAAUAUUUGUGAGGUUUGUGGGAGCUCGCAGUGUCCAUAUUGCUCCAUUUACAAUGCCGGGAGAGUUUUGAGAGCUUCUGGAGUUCUUCUAAUCAUCUCCAGUGUUCUUGCCGGGAUCAGGUACUUCAGGAUGAUCGAGUGGAAUUUGGGAUAAUUUUUCACCCAGAGACAUUUAGGAAUUCAGGAUAAAGUAGGAGAGAACUGAAUGUUAAUUUUAAUUGAGACAAAUCGAACUGCAAAGAUUGGAAGAAUUGACAAAGGAUUGAGUUAAUGAGGUCUACAUUAAAUUCCUCUCUUCAUGAGCUUUUAAUUGUUUUUGAAUCGGUGGGAGAUAAAUUUGUAGAUAUACGGGAAAAAACCAGAAUUAAUUUAUGGUGAUCCCCUGAUAUCGUCUCUUUAUUGAGUAAUUGUGUUCGAUAAGACACGAGAUUAUUCUCGUUUUAUUUUUCAGAGUUAUCUCUAGUGCGUUGAGGUUUCUAUUAACGUCGCACGAUGAAUCUCGAUUUUGUAUAGCUCUUUAUAUUUUUUUUUUACACCAAUAGCUUAAUUAAUAACCGAACGUACAGUUUGAUAAUCCCUCGAUAACAGAUCACGAGAGAUAUUUAACAGUCUGUACAUAAUAGGGAAUAGUGAACCAGUACAAUCGUCCAAAUCCAGCAUCAGAGUUAUAUUUUUAGUAAAUAAUUGUAGCCUACUGAGCUCCGCUCUCGUAUCAAAGUUUAUUUGAUAAGUUUUUGGUAACUGCAACACUCGCCAAAGAAUUGAAUGUUCAUUCUGUGGCGGGCAUUUACC
Fopius arisanus is the source of this 5786-nucleotide messenger RNA. It is a transcript of the gene Mcr, whose product is annotated as macroglobulin complement-related. The transcript is spliced from 2 exons. Lineage: Eukaryota; Metazoa; Arthropoda; Insecta; Hymenoptera; Braconidae. Gene Ontology annotation, cellular component: extracellular region. The record is from RefSeq and is a predicted model, not a curated record. Gene Ontology annotation, molecular function: endopeptidase inhibitor activity; protein binding. Bases 193 to 5148 code for a protein of 1651 amino acids.